Messenger RNA from Pocillopora verrucosa, 906 nucleotides. NCBI's taxonomy places the organism in Eukaryota, Metazoa, Cnidaria, Anthozoa, Scleractinia, Pocilloporidae. The record is from RefSeq and is a predicted model, not a curated record.
AUGUCUGAUGAAACAAAGCACGUUUUCGUUGGUUUGGUGGGAGUUCAUUCACCUACACUAUGGUUUCUUAUAUUCCUUAAUAUCAUAUUCGCGAUCACUUCUAUUCUGGGUAAUGUUAUUAUUCUAGCUGCCCUGAAAAAGCAGUCAUCUCUCCAUCCACCGUCUAAGAUCUUGUUAAGCUUCCUGGCGAUCACUGAUUUAUGUGCUGGGCUUAUUUCACUGCCAAUUUUCAUCACACUACUGAUGGCAUUCCAAUAUAAAAUUGAGGAUAUUGUUACCUUCACAACGGAACUCACCAGUUACAUUAGUACAGCCCUUUGCUUAUCAUCUUUGUUCACACUUGCCGCAAUAAGCGUGGACAGAUUUCUCGCUCUGUUCCUGGGCAUCAGAUACAGACAAGUGGUCACCUUACGGAGAACUGCAAUUAUCGUGGUCUGUUCUUGGACUGUCAUCGCCGGCUGCAUUAUCACGGUGAAUUGGAUUGACAUCCUUACAGUCCUCCUCACUUACGUCACGGCCACUGUUCUCCUGUUUCUAAUGGUGUCAAUUUGUUGUUAUACAAUGAUUUAUCAAAAGCUUCUUCAGCAUCAAGCUCAAGUACAAGAAAAUCUUCAUCAAGGUGAACCAAACGGACACGAGCCACUGAACAUAGCUCGAUACAGAAAGACAGUGUCCAGUACAUUAUGGAUACAAUUUUCAUUAGUGGUUUGCUACCUGCCCUUUGGUGUAACUCUUGUAUUAUUGAUGGUGCAUGGCCAUACCACAUCAAAUCUUAUUUCCGCAUGGGUAUUUUCUAAAACUGUUGUCAACUUUAAUUCAACACUGAAUCCGAUCCUUUACUGCUGGAAGAUCACAGAAGUCAGACGAGCAGCUAUUGGCAUUAUUCGAGGAGUAUGGUGCGGUUAA